Messenger RNA from Lathyrus oleraceus (garden pea), 991 nucleotides. RefSeq lists its product as uncharacterized. Lineage: Eukaryota; Viridiplantae; Streptophyta; Magnoliopsida; Fabales; Fabaceae. Bases 125 to 835 code for a protein of 236 amino acids. Gene Ontology annotation, cellular component: plasma membrane. Gene Ontology annotation, biological process: defense response to other organism. The record is from RefSeq and is a predicted model, not a curated record. The transcript has a single exon.
AAAAGUGAAUAACUUAAUACGUUACCGUGUUCUUUCAGUCUCUUCUCAUCUUUUCCCUCACACACUCUUUACUAAACACUGCUUUUUUCGUUGUUUCAUUUUUCAUUCUCAUCUCAAUUCACCGAUGCAAGACCCUUCCAGAACCGCCACUGGCUACCCAGCCCCACCUUACAACCACCCUAACGCCGCCCAAUACCCCUACGCCGCACCACCUCCUCAAUACUACCACCCAGCAGCACCACCGCCACAUCGACCCUACGCCUCUCGCUCCUUCUUCCGCGCCUUCUUCGCCACCAUGAUCUGCCUCGCUGUCAUCUUCGGCGUAAUCCUCGUCAUCACUUGGCUCGUCCUUCGUCCUUCUCUCCCUCACUUCACUCUAACAACUCUCUCCCUCUCUAACUUCUCCGCUUCCAACCAAUCCCUCUCCGGCACGUGGCGUCUCGCUUUUAACGUCCGUAACGGAAACAGAAAAAUGUCCGUUACUUAUAACGCUCUCCGUUCAUCCAUCUUCUAUCAUUCGAACUACAUCGCUGAAUCGGAGCUUGCGCCGUUUAAGCAGGACACGAAAUCUGAAACUGCGCUUAACGUUACUUUCGCCGCUGCUAAUGCUUACUUUGAAUCCGGUGCUGUUAGAGAUCUUAACGGUGAUAGGACUCGCGGUUCGGUUCCGUUUGAUGUGCAGAUUCUGGCUUCCACUUCGUUUCGUUCUGGUUCUUGGAGGUUUAGGACGAGAAUUCUUAAGAUUAUUUGCCGGAAAAUUAUGGUCGGGAUUUCGUCGAAUUCAACUUCCGGUGAAUUGGUUGGUUCACCCGGUGAAUGUCAGGUGUGGACUUGACUUGUUUUUAGUUUUUAGGUUUACGGUUUACCCUAAUUUGUCUAUGGGUUCUUUUUUUGAAACCCUAGGUUUGAAAAUUGGAUUCAGUAAUUAAUGUUUUCAGAGGUUUAUAACUAUGCAUUAUGGUUAAUAUACAAAAUUGAGUAUUGUUGAUUA